AUGAACACUGAUGUAUGUGACAAAGGGAUCCAGUACCUGAACACAGGAGGAAAGAAAUCUGUGGAAAAUUCAGGUCCUUCUUCAGUUAUCAGCAAUGAUGAUGAUUCGGCAAGUCCCCUCCAUCACAUUUCGAAUGGGAGUAACACUCCAUCCUCUUCUGAGGGCGGCCCAGAUGCUGUCAUCAUUGGAAUGACAAAGAUUCCUGUCAUUGAAAACCCCCAGUACUUUGGAAUCACCAACAGUCAGCUCAAGCCAGACACAUUUGUUCAGCACAUCAAACGACACAAUAUUGUUCUAAAAAGAGAGCUGGGAGAAGGAGCCUUUGGGAAAGUCUUCUUGGCCGAGUGCUAUAACCUUUCUCCAGAGCAGGACAAGAUCUUGGUGGCGGUGAAGACACUGAAAGAUGCCAGUGAUAAUGCUCGGAAAGACUUCCACCGAGAGGCAGAAUUGCUGACUAACCUACAGCAUGAGCACAUUGUGAAGUUUUAUGGCGUGUGCGUGGAAGGUGAUCCACUCAUCAUGGUUUUUGAGUACAUGAAGCACGGAGAUCUGAAUAAAUUCCUCAGGGCACAUGGACCAGAUGCAGUACUGAUGGCAGAAGGCAACCUUCUAGCUGAGCUGACCCAGUCCCAGAUGUUGCACAUUGCCCAGCAGAUUGCAUCCGGCAUGGUUUACUUGGCAUCACAGCACUUUGUGCAUCGUGAUCUUGCCACCCGGAACUGCCUGGUUGGUGAGAACUUGCUAGUGAAGAUUGGAGAUUUUGGAAUGUCCAGAGAUGUGUACAGUACUGAUUACUACAGGGUUGGUGGUCACACCAUGUUGCCCAUUCGUUGGAUGCCUCCUGAGAGUAUCAUGUACAGGAAGUUCACCACAGAAAGCGAUGUCUGGAGCUUGGGGGUCGUUUUAUGGGAAAUCUUCACCUAUGGCAAACAGCCAUGGUAUCAGCUCUCAAACAAUGAGGUGAUCGAGUGCAUCACUCAGGGCCGAGUUCUGCAGCGACCUCGUACGUGCCCAAAGGAAGUGUACGACUUGAUGCUGGGUUGUUGGCAACGGGAGCCUCACAUGAGGCUCAACAUCAAAGAAAUCCAUUCCCUCCUUCAGAACUUGGCCAAGGCUUCUCCAGUUUACCUGGAUAUUCUAGGCUAGAGCCUCCUAGCAUUUCCUCUUAUGGGCUGUGUGAAUGAAUGUGUUCAACGGCCGCUGAACUCCAUCAAAAUAUGUUCUUAACUCUGACAGUAGUAAUGACAAAGAUGCGGAGAAGCUUUCAAAGGGCAAGCAAUGUGCACUUCUCCAUCUGUAGACACAGUAUUGACUUUUUUGACAUUAUUGAAAUGUAUCUCUUUUCUCUUUCUCUUUCUGUUUCUCUCAUUUUUUCUCCUUCUAUUCAAUCUGGCUUCUGCGUUAUUGUAACUCUGCAUAGACAAAGGCCUUAAAAACCUGAUCUGUUAUAUCAGCAGACACUCCAGAUUGCCCACCACAACUAACAAUGCCUUGUUAUACUCAUGCCUUUGAUGUGGAUGAAAAAAGGGAAAAAAAUAUUUGACUCGAACUUUGUGACUUCUGCUGUACAGAUACUGGGAGUUUCUCUUGAUUCACCUCUACUUUUUUUGCUUCACCGUGUGGGUGGAAAAAGAAGAUUGGUGUUUUCUAUGGGAAGCUUAUUUCUAGUUGAGAUAAAGCCAGAUAGAAAGAAAACAGCGUUGUGUGAUCCACUAUAUGGAAGAACCAUGGGAUUAGAUGGCAUCCAACCCCGCUCAAAAACACUGAAAUGAUUUAAUGGUAGGAAAGGAUUCUGUGCUUUCCUCUGGGAGUCUGUCUGAGGAGUAAAGGGAUUGUUUAAAGAGUGUGCUUGGUUAGCACUUUUCAUCAUCAGAUCCAGUACAAUGGUCUAUGGUAAAAAGAAAAAGAUGCUGCCUGCAUUGCACUAGGUUACACAACACUAUGAUAAGCUAAAUACAAUCCCUCAACUUGUCUUAGAGUAGGAUAUUGUGAUAGCACUGGUAUAAAAGUGUUCUCCAGCUAGCCUUUGGUAAUACAGGCUGAAGCUUGGCUGAUUAAUGUACAGUAUGCAUUUCAGGGUCAAGUGUUGAAGCUGAGGACUUUGAUCAGACAGGACAAGUUGUAGAUGCUGAGGCAAGCUGUAGAUACUGUGCUUGUCAGGCAGCAUAUUCCUACUACUCUCCUUCUCCAUUCCCGUUUUUUCACUGUGCAAGCAAAAUUGUGCAUGGUCUUCGUCGAUUAAUGCCCUUUGUGCAGAAACUAUUGCUCAUCUUGUUGUACACCCUGAUAGGAAUAGCAAAUCCAUAAAGGUAUAACAUAUAUUUAAUUAGAGGGAGCUAAUGGAGGUCAUUAGCUACAUUCAGAUGUCUUUACAUUGUUACAGAUAUGAUACUACGCAAAUAAUCUAAAACAUGGAAAUAGUAGAUUAUGUUUGAUCCAUGGCUGGGGAUGAUAGAAUUAAGUCCCUGGACUUAAUCUAGACCGCUAGAUGUGAUCCUGUGGUUAUCACUUAACAUUAUAGCAUACAGACCCUGAGUUCAGCACCAAUUUCUGGUUGAUCUAGUGGUGUCAUUCCCAGCAUCCACUGUUCUGUAAUUUAUUUAUGUCUGGUUGGAAAGGCAUUGUGUGCAUACAGUAUAUGCAUGGCCACUGUGCUGAUGGCAAGUGCAUGGGCAUCUAUGUUUAUUUUUCAAACAGAUGCUGAAGAUUUAAAAUUUAGAUUUAGGAUUAUUUUUCUUAUGAACUCUUACAAAUGGAAAUAAAUCUUACCUGUUCCUCAAGAACAUUUGCCUCCCUCUGUGAGGGGGCCUUGCUGCAAAAAAUUGUCCUUUCUUUUUUUUUUUUUUUUUAAAUAUUAUGAGCCAGAUCAAAGAGUAGUAGUAGUUCUUCAUCUUUGUGUUGUGGUUAUUUUAUUUAAUACAUUAAGCAUUUUAUUUUUGUAAGUGUUCCCAUAAUAUGUUAAUAUAUAAUUUGCUUGCAUAUAUUAUUUAUUAAAGCUCUUUCUUUUUUCCUUCAGUGGCUUUUAAAGCCAGUUCAUAGAGAUUUUGAACAUUUUCAGAAAUAAAACAAUUGACUGGACAGUGAUGGAGUUGAACCCUCCUCUAUGUCAGUGAAAAGAAGCAUUAAAAAUAAACUUAACAAUGUAACUAUAAAGCCAUAUGCAGUAUUUCUUUAAUAAACCAGAUGUUAUUUCUGAACCACUAGAACUGGAAAUAAAAAAAAAAAAGCCAGAGGAAGACUCAUACAAAAUGGGCUUUAAGAUUUUAUCUGGGCUGUCUUAGAAGUUUGAAUAGCAAUAGCCCUGUUAGAAAAAAAUUGAACAUUCAGGGAAACCCAUUCUCUUGAGGGCCUGAGUUUUAUGUUUUUAAGAAAUUCAGUUUCAAUAUAACAGAAAGUGGAAAAGAAAAUGUAAAGUGUCAGAGUCCACUGAGACUACACUUUUAGUGUGAAGAGGGAAGGGUUGUGUGUUGGGGAAGGGAGGUACAAAACUCCUACCUGUUGUAUUCUGUCAUAGUUCCUUAUGCCCUUUAGAAAAAUGUAGCCUUUUUGUCUCCAAGAUAUUGUUCUCUCUGAGCAAUGGCCCUAACCUGAAAGCAAACAGGUAGGUUUUGCAAGAACUAAUAGAAUGUAUACCAAAAAUGAAGAAAAAAAAUACAAUUUGAUCUAGUGGCAUCCUUUUUUCAUUACUAAAAGAGCAUACUAGAGUCAUGUAUGGGGAAAAUAUAGUGUGUUAGAAUACACUGUGCAACAGCAUAUCAGUAUGUCAAACUUAAAGGACCAAAUGUUCUACAGAGCCAAAAAUAUGAAUAAACUUGGCCUAUAUCACACAUGUGAACAGUAGUCCAUAAAAGCUAUAAUCAGUGUAGACUAGCUAUUAACUAAAGCUAAACCUUUUUUUGCAUUUAUUCAUAAGAAGGGGUGUAAGUGUAGCAAAAUGAGUGGAAAAGAGAAAAAGAAAUAUGUUCAAAUGGCAAUGAGGGGUGAGUGUAUGUAUAGACAUUUGUCAUGCUUGCAACUUCAGCUAAAUCUUGUACACUGAGCAAAUAUGACAAUCAGGCUCAUUACAAAAUCUUUCUGGACUAUGCU
Messenger RNA from Terrapene triunguis (Three-toed box turtle), 4086 nucleotides. Its product is annotated as BDNF/NT-3 growth factors receptor. The record is from RefSeq and is a predicted model, not a curated record. Gene Ontology annotation, cellular component: membrane; axon; signaling receptor complex. NCBI's taxonomy places the organism in Eukaryota, Metazoa, Chordata, Testudines, Emydidae. The transcript has 7 exons. Gene Ontology annotation, molecular function: ATP binding; brain-derived neurotrophic factor receptor activity; brain-derived neurotrophic factor binding. Bases 1 to 1146 code for a protein of 381 amino acids. Gene Ontology annotation, biological process: regulation of phosphatidylinositol 3-kinase/protein kinase B signal transduction; cell surface receptor protein tyrosine kinase signaling pathway; positive regulation of kinase activity.